Molecule: messenger RNA, 4872 nt
Organism: Balaenoptera ricei (Rice's whale)
Lineage: Eukaryota; Metazoa; Chordata; Mammalia; Artiodactyla; Balaenopteridae
Gene: ATXN7L1
Product: ataxin 7 like 1
Exons: 13
Coding region: 1-2895 (964 amino acids)
Source: RefSeq, a predicted model, not a curated record
AUGACGUCGGAGCGUUCUCGAAUCCCGUGUCUCUCGGCUGCUGCUGCCGAAGGAACAGGGAAAAAGCAACAAGAAGGAAGAGCAAUGGCGACACUGGAUCGCAAAGUGCCCAGUCCGGAGGCGUUUCUGGGCAAACCCUGGUCCUCCUGGAUCGACGCCGCCAAAUUACACUGCUCCGACAAUGUAGAUUUAGAAGAGGCUGGAAAAGAGGGUGGAAAAAGCAGGGAGGUUAUGAGGCUUAAUAAAGAAGAUAUGCACUUGUUUGGCCACUACCCAGCACACGACGACUUCUACCUCGUGGUGUGCAGUGCCUGUAACCAGGUCGUCAAGCCGCAGGUCUUCCAGUCCCACUGCGAGAGAAGACACGGUUCAAUGUGUAGACCUUCUCCCUCUCCGGCGUCGCCACCCUCCAAUGCCCGGACAUCACUAGUACAGGUGAAAACAAAAGCCUGUCUCAGCGGCCAUACCUCUGCCAGCAGCUCCUCAAAGCCAUUCAAAACGCCCAAAGACAAUCUCCUAACCUCCAGCAGCAAACAGCACACAAUCUUUUCAGCGAAGGGAUCAAGGGACAAAACAUGUGUUCCGGUUCCCGUAGUCAGUUUAGAGAAAAUUCCUAACCUAGUGAAGGCAGAUGGUGCCAAUGUCAAAAUGAACUCUACAACCACUACUGCAGUCACCUCCUGCUCCACCUCGUCCUCUGCCGUCUCCACCCCACCUGUAAUUAAGCCGGUCUUGAUGUCCAAGUCAGUGCCACCUUCCCCAGAGAAGAUCUUAAAUGGCAAAGGAAUUUUGUCUGCCACCAUAGACAAGAAGCACCAAAAUGGCACCAAAAACAACAACAAGCCUUACAGGAGACUUUCAGAGAGAGAAUUUGACCCAAAUAAACACUGUGGAGUAUUGGAUCCCGAGACAAAGAAACCUUGCACAAGAUCCCUCACCUGCAAGACUCAUUCGCUAAGCCAUCGGAGGGCAGUCCCAGGCCGGAAAAAGCAAUUUGACCUCCUUCUGGCGGAACACAAAGCCAAGUCCCGGGAAAAAGAAGUUAAAGAUAAAGAGCAUCUCCUGACUUCGACAAGGGAAGUACUUCCAAACCCAUCCGGGCCAGCGCAGGACUCGCUGCCGGGAUCUUCAGGGAGCUUGGGCCCAGAACCUAAAGUCGCGUCCCCUGCGAAGUCCAGGCCACCUAACUCUGUGCUUCCUAGACCAUCAUCUGCAAAUAGCAUAAGCAGCAGCACAUCUUCAAAUCACAGUGGCUACACUCCGGAACCCCCUCUACCCCCAGUUGGAGGUGACCUCGCCAGCCGACUGUCAAGUGAUGAAGGGGAGAUGGACGGAGCCGACGAAUCCGAGAAGUUAUUAGACUGUCAUUUCUCCACCCACCACCCCAGACCUCUUGCGUUUUGCUCAUUCGGGAGUCGCCUCAUGGGACGAGGGUACUAUGUGUUUGAUAGAAGAUGGGACCGUUUUCGAUUCGCACUAAACUCCAUGGUAGAAAAACACUUGAAUUCACAGAUGUGGAAGCACAGAAACCCGAGCCACAGGGCAUCAGGUCCCUCCCCCCUUUUCAGGACUUGCCUAACCAAUCUGCUGUCACUGAGCAACAUUGGGGCUGCCUGGGUAUCAACUCUGGAGAGCGUAGCACCCCGCUGCCCUCUCCGCCUCGCUGCCCAAACCCCAGGCCCCGACGGGCCCGAACCUGGAGGGAUGGCAGCCGAUGGGGGCGUGGAAGACAUUAGGAAGAAAAGGAACGGCCAAGACUCUUUUUUCUUUAACAAGCAUUUAACUCUGCAUCAGGAGACGCCAGCACAGUAUUCUCUUUCAGCCAGGAAGAUCCCUCCUGCGGCAGAUAGCCCCAUGCCCUCGCCAGCAGCCCACAUCACCACCCCUGUUCCAGCAUCCGUUUUACAGCCUUUCAGCAACCCCAGUGCUGUGUAUCUUCCUUCAGCUCCCAUCAGCUCGAGACUCACCUCUUCUUACAUAAUGACAUCAGCCAUGCUCUCAAAUGCAGCUUUUGUGACAUCGCCGGACCCGAGCGCCCUCAUGUCACACACCACAGCUUUCCCUCAUGUGGCCGCAACCCUCAGCAUCAUGGACUCAACCUUCAAGGCCCCAUCCGCCGUGUCCCCGAUACCAGCUGUCAUCCCUUCCCCAUCCCACAAGCCAUCCAAAACCAAAACCAGCAAAUCCUCAAAAGUCAAAGACCUGUCCGCCCGUAGCGACGAGUCUCCAAGUAACAAAAAGAGGAAGCCGCAGUCUUCGACUUCCGCCUCUUCCUCCUCUUCCUCCUCCUCCUUAUCCCUGCAGACGUCCCUCUCGUCCCCAUUAUCAGGGCCCCACAAAAAGAACUGUGUUUUGAAUGCCAGUUCAGCUUUGAACUCCUAUCAGGCAGCCCCUCCCUAUAACAGUCUGUCUGUGCACAACUCAAACAAUGGGGUGAGCCCACUCAGUGCCAAACUGGAGCCCUCAGGACGGACCUCGCUGCCCGGUGGCCCUACGGACCUAGUGAGACACAUGGGCUCGGGGGGCGGCAGCAGUGACUCCUGUCCCCUCUCUGUGCCCUCCCUUGCAGGGGACCUCUCUCUGGCCUCACACAAUGCCGUGUCUUCUCUGCCCCUCUCUUUUGACAAAUCAGAAGGAAAAAAGCGUAAGAACUCAAGUUCUAGUAGCAAAGCCUGUAAAAUCACUAAAAUGCCUGGAAUGAAUAGCGUUCACAGAAAGAACCCACCCAGCCUUCUCGCACCGGUGCCCGAUCCCGUUAACAGCACCUCCUCUCGGCAGGUUGGGAAAAAUAGCAGCCUAGCUUUGUCACAAUCCAGUCCUUCAAGCAUAUCCAGCCCAGGACACAGCCGACAGAAGACCACAAACAGAACGGGCAGGAUAAGGACUCUUCCAUAACAAGACUAUGAAGCCACUUCCAAACCAAUGCCUGGCCACGGGACCUCCCCCCAGGAGGCCAAGGCCAGGGGAGGGAGGGGAGUGGGCAGUGGGGAAGAGUCUGUUUCCUGUGCCCUGCCUGUGGCUCUGGCCUUUCUUCUUCUUUUUUUAAUUGACCAAUUUUUAGUUUUGAGGAAAAAGAAAAAGGCAAAAAGAACGUGAAUUUGAGAUUUACAGAAAACAAUACCAGUGUUUGGUUUCCGUUCUUGCCACGUGUAUACCUUCUUCCAAGUUUGGGGUCCCUCCUCUAGCUUCUGAUGCUGCUACUGCAUCAUUUUGCUCCAGCCACAAGAGCAGACAUUGUAGAAUGUCCGUUCCUGGUUGGCAUCGUCUGGAACUCUUGAACUUGAGCAUGUGCAGUGCUCCUUUCCUUGCCCUCUCCCAUCCUUCCCUUCUGUCCCCUCCUACCUGCCACUCUCUGGGUCCCCACUGACCAUCAGAGGUGCGGGCUCUCAAAACCUCCCUCUAGACAGCCUGCUGCAUCGGGGGCGGUUACUGGGGAGCAGCCCGUGUUUGGGGAGCCUAGAGCAGAGAGCUGGAGGGUGGACGAGGGCCCUCAUCAGGUUUCUAGGACGCACCAGCACAGAGGAGCCAGAUGCAGAGUUGAGAACAGCAGCCAUUUAAUGAUGGGGCUUACUCAGUACCACUAUCCAGCUGUGCAGCUCGGAGAGGAUGUCCUGGGUUAGGGACAGGGGCAGGAAUGGACCCGGGAGGUGGCAGGAAGAAGGGCCUGGGGGUAGGAGGAGAUAUCCUCAAAAGAUGGUGGGAACUGGGUGACUGUGAUCAUCUGAGCGUGUUAGGAAUCCAUGCUGCAAAAUCCCUUCCAGGGCACCGUGUACAAGGGCGCAAAGCUGGGCGAGUCACGGGGAGGAAUCCCAGGGAAUAGGGCACAAGACCUCAGGAAGCCACUCAGGAAGAGGCACAGUGCCCACCGCUGUGGAAGGUCUCAGGCUGCCCUCCGGGGCGCUGCCAGAGGAGAAAAAGCAGAGCCGGAAGGAAAGGCCUGAGGGAAAGCUGCCAUGGAGGGUUAAUUGCCCAACGGCUGGUGAUUGGUGAGAAUAAUUACUAGCAUUGCCCAGCCACCUCCAUGCCCUGGGCCCGAGGGCCCCGUGGACUCAGCACACCCAUAGAUCAGCUCAUGCUAGGUUGUCAGAGGCCACCACUCCGAUACAGCCAACCCAGGAAGGAGUGGUAAGGCCACUGCUUAUGGAGAAGAGCCAUUUGGAAGAUCCGGAAGGGAGAAGCUGGAGGCCUGCAGCUAUAAAAACUGUUCACACUGGAGUUUUGAAAGAAACCAAUACCAUAAGCUCUAAUUGGGAAUCAUAGUCAAGAAAGGAAUUCACCGUAUAAAAUAAGUGUUCUGUGCUAUGAAUCAUGUAACUUUGUAUACAGUAUAACGGCAGAGAUACCAGGAGGUUUUGCUUCAUCCCUAAGUCAGAAAUGAAUGCCAGUUUUGCAGCUGGACAUAAACCCUCAUCCCCACCCUGAAGUUCUCCUUUUCUUUCCCAUUCCCCCCAAACCCAAGGAUCAGACUACUGUUAAAUUUCACCGUAUGAUUGGAUUUUGCAAAGACGGGAGGCAAAUGGAGUGAUUUGCAUCAAUGGAAUUGCACUGACAGUGUUUCUUAAUAGGAUUACUAAAAUUUUUAAUAUAAAAUGAAGAUUUUUUUAAAAAUCAGGAGUUGAUAUUAGGUACUAGGACAUUAGUUCAGAUGAUUUCAUUUUUAUUUCUACAGUGUUAAAAGUGCACUUAUAUGCUGGUUUAUUUCCGUCUUGGGAAAAAGAGACUGCAAAUUGAAGGGAAGAUUGUUACUUUUUCUUUUUUUAAAAAAAAAAAAGGUUAAGGCAGAUUUUAAGACUUAUAAAUGUUUAAGAAAUUAUAAACAAGGUUAGACCCUUUGAAAAAAAAGUUUAGAAGAUAUUCUUAAAGUAAAUUUUU